UUCACCUUGGAUCGGAAACGCGUUCCUCGAGGCUCAAACGUCAUGAGCUCUCAUGUUGGCUUUGACGAGGUCCUGACAACGGGCUGGAAUGAAGCCUUGGCUGAGCGACUCGGUCUAUAUACCGGAGAAGAUGCCGUGUGUAUACAAGGCUAUAAAGGCGAUCCGGAUCGUCGAAUAGGCCUUGUUGCAACUUUUCGUACGCCUGCAAAUCUUGGGUCUAUUUCUGACACCAUAAAGCGCGAGUUCGGACAGUGGGACGCUGUACAUGGUGCAGAUGUGGAGAACGAGGACGACAUGGCACAGCCCAUCACUGUCGUUGCCAUCAUAAAUGCUUUCCACCCCGAGGAAGUCCAAAGAGUCACUGAAGCCGCACUAUCAAAAGGCUGGAUCUCGGACAUCGAGCAGGGAGACAGCAUAGUCUAUCUGACUGGUCAGGCAAGAGAGCCCGGGCUUACCGCUGCAUUGGAGAAGAAGAUGAAAGUCUUUUGUGUCGGUCAUCGAAGUUGUGAGGAGUGGGGUAUUAAAUACCUGGCUUCUGAACUUAGGCGGGAGUUUCCAAUGGUUGAUGUCCUCGAAGUGUAUGAGGACGAGGAGCCGCGAGAGCAGAGAAAACCGAAGGCUGACCUGAAGAGGAAUGAUCCUCCCUCGUCAGUGCAUAUGCCAGAGCAGAAGCGUAGACAGGAAGAUGGCGUUGAUAUCGACCAGACUCCGGAUCGGCCAUAAACAAUUGUCUCGAAUAU
This is a messenger RNA of Aureobasidium subglaciale EXF-2481, 740 nucleotides long. RefSeq lists its product as uncharacterized. The coding region runs from base 43 to 723 and encodes 226 amino acids. The record is from RefSeq and is a predicted model, not a curated record. Lineage: Eukaryota; Fungi; Ascomycota; Dothideomycetes; Dothideales; Saccotheciaceae. The transcript has a single exon.